This is a messenger RNA of Oncorhynchus nerka (sockeye salmon), 16885 nucleotides long. RefSeq names its product cytoskeleton associated protein 2-like (gene ckap2l). The record is from RefSeq and is a predicted model, not a curated record. NCBI's taxonomy places the organism in Eukaryota, Metazoa, Chordata, Actinopteri, Salmoniformes, Salmonidae. Gene Ontology annotation, cellular component: cytosol; centrosome; mitotic spindle. The transcript has 12 exons. The coding region runs from base 116 to 2614 and encodes 832 amino acids.
UUCAAAACAGACCACGAAAUGGGUGAAGUCGGUUUGUUUAUGUUAGCUCGCUAGCAAACCAUAACUUGUAUUCCACUAAAAUAGCGAAACAUUUAGCUAGCUACACUAAAAUAACAUGUCUCAAGUGACUAGAUUACAAAUAGCAAUGGACGCGGAAGAAAUUGUUGCCCAACUUAACAAAAAAGAAUUGCGCAAGCAGCAGUUGAUAGAGUACUUAGCAGCAAAAGGAAGACUGAAGCCACCAAACCCAAAACCUUAUCUUCGAGAUGCCGUUAAAGCAAAGCAGAUCACCAUGUCUACCGUGAAGGAUAAUCUGGACCCGGGAAAAGAGAACCGGGGUCCAAAUGCUCUCAAGAUGAAAAAGAGAGUGGUGAAGGUUCAACCUCUGAUGGCCAACGCCGUUUCCCAAACCACAGGCACCUUCUGCAGUACCACCAACAAACAGAGCUCCGCCAACGGUCUCCUCUCUGCAGCAUCGAGUACCGCACGUCUCAACGUGCUCAAAGGCGUUACAAAGCCUUCUGCGGUUGCCCCAAGUCACUCAACCAGCCUGAAGACGGCUCCAGCCAGAUCACAAUCCACUGUCCCUACCAAAAGAUGCCCAGGCACCACCAACCAACCCAGAACCCAGCCUAAUCCAGCUGUUAAAGUCGGCAACACACGCCCUAGCUCAGCCAUACCCCUGGCAAACGCUGGUAGAACACAUUCAGCCAACACAACCAGACCAAAGUCAAAUAUUACUGGGAAACCCGCUAACACUCUCCACACAGCCGGCACGCGGCCCAGCACAGCCGGCACGCGGCCCAGCACAGCCGGCACGCGGCCCAGCACAGCCGGCACGCGGCCCAGCACAGCCGGCACGCGGCCCAACACAGCCGGCACGCGGCCCAACACAGCCGGCCCUGCUCCAGCAUCAGUCUCCUUCACCCCCCUGGUCUUGAACAGAGCAUGCCCAAGCACCAGCCCAGUCCCAGCUGUGACCCAAAAGCCACCAGUUACUACUCAGAGGAGAACGAAUCCCUUCACUGGCGUGAGUGAGACUAACCAGAGGACAACUGCCUUGGCUGCGGACAAUGGGCAAAGGAGGAGCCAAGCUGUGAGCAGGACUGAUUCCAAACCACUCCCAGAGAGAUCCAGUAAACCAGCAGGGCAGAAACAACCUGUCACUGGACCUAAACCCAUCAUCCAAGGCCCUACUGGUCCUGGGCACAAGACUGCAGCUACGAAGCCAGGUGAUAUUCAGAGGGCUGCAUCACAGCACAGGGCCGAGGCUAGAGGAGCAGGAGCCAGCACUCGGAUAUGGAAGGCUGCCUCUCGAGCCUCCACCGGGAUAACAGGAAGCCAAUGGCAGAACACUGCUCUGAGUAGGGCCAUGCAUGCAGCUGUGGCUGCGAUGGGACAGAAAAGCAGCGCUGAGGAAAACCGAGACAUGGAGAGCGGGUCGGCAGACACCGACACCAAGAAUGAACCCAAUGCUCCAUCGCCCUCAUCAACAUCUCCGGCGUGUUGGCCUAGGCCUCACAGCAGCACAGCAAGUGGUGUGUGGAUCCCCCAGACGGUGCCUCGCUCUGCCAAAAAGUCCAGCUAUGGCCAGGAGGAGGUGGGGUGGGAGGCUGGUGUUGGCCUUAAGACACCCAGAGACCAGGCCAGGGUCGUGCCCAAGACCGAGGGCCGCAGGAAGAUGACAGCUGCCCAGGAAGAGAGAAUGCAGAAGCUCCAGGAAUGGCGUGAGAACAGGGGCAUCUCCUACAAGCGUCCCCCCAUGCCGGUGAGGCCUCCUCGGGUGCGGCGCACCUUGGCCCUUCCUCAGGCUUACUGGGACGGUAUGGAGGAGGAAGUUGAGGCCAGGUCUCUGGUUGAAGCUGUGGACCGGUGCCUGGCUGACUGCAUCAAACUGCUGAAUGAGGGCUGCCAGUCCUCCCAGGUGCAGGAGAUGCUGUCCACUGUGCCCAUGGCCGAGAAGUUCUCCAAGUACUGGAUCUGCCAGGCCCGUCUGAUGGAGCGCCAGGGCAACCUGGAGGUGCUGCCGCUGUUUGAAGAGGCUGUACGAGUGGUGUUAGAGCCAGUAGACGAGCUGCGGACUGUGGUGUUUGAGAUGCUGAAAAAGAAGGAAGAGACACAAGGUCAGUCUCCCGUAACAUCGGCGCAGCAGGAUGACUUUAUGGAGCUUCACUCUACACCAGACCCCAUGGCCACACCCACAGCCGUCAAAGCCCUGAUCCGUGGUGACCGAGGAGGCUCGUCUGUGGUCAAGUACAAGAUCACCGCCACUCCAGGUGGUUUCAGGAGCCAGAAGAGGGAGUCGGCGGUGGCCCGCGUGUUGGACGGACAGGAGCUGAGAUUCUUCACGCCCGUCAGGCGCUCGGUGAGGAUCGAGAGGUCCGCGCUCUUCUACCCCGCCUCCCUGCAGGAGCACGACCUAUGUGUGGCCUCCUUCAAUGACCUGAUGGCCCAACAGGAUGAGAGAGAGGGGGAAGGAGAGAGGGAGGGAGACAAAGAGGGGGGAGGCAGCGCCGGGCCCGUCCCAAACGGUCAUCUGUACGUGUACAGAGAGAACAGUGCACUGAGAGACAAGGUCAACAUCCAGCUGGUCUACGCUGAGGAAGAAGACUAACGGUCCAAGUAGUGUAAAGUGGCUUCCUCUCCUGCUUUAGCCUGAUCUACCAGUACAGGAAUAGGGAGGUGCUGGAUAUGAUGCCCACUCACCAUCUGGGAAUGUAGCUUACACCUGUCCAGUUGUAUGUCCUUCAGUGCAUGGUCACAUUCCUUAGUGGCGAGCUGUAGUAAAACAAACAGUUCUGAAAGACACCUGGGGGGGUGAGUUUGUCAAUCUAAACUUUUCUGUACAGAAUCGUGCAGGAAGAGCCUGUCGAUCCAUCUGUCUGGGGGUCAUGCAUAGAUGGGUUUCCAACUCGACAGUUACUCAUUUGUAUGUCAAACCAAAAGCAUCCAUUGACUUUUUAGAUGGACUUUUGUUUUUUAAUGCAAACUGUGGUAAGGUUUUUUUUUAAAGAUUGUACAUACAGUUGAAGUGGGAAGUUUACUUAAAUGUAAGUUGGAGUCAAAAAAACUCGUUUUUCAACCACUCCACAAAAUUCUUGUUAACAAACUAUAGUUUUGGCAAGUCGGUUAGGACAUCUACUUUGUACAUGACACAAGUAAUUUUUCCAACAAUUGUUUACAGACAUAUUAUUUCACUUAUAAUUCACUGUGUCAGAAGUUUACAUACACUAAGUUAACUGCCUUUAAAAAGCUUGGAAAAUUCCAGAAAAUGGCGAUGGCUUUAGGAGCUUCUGAUAGGCUAAUUGACAUCGUUUGAGUCAAUUGGAGGUGCACCUGUGGAUGUAUUUCAAGGCCUACCUUCAAACUCCGCCUCCGCUUGACAUCAUGGGAAAAUUGUACAAAUAAAAUAAAAUUUGUAGACCUCCACAAUUCAUCCUUGGGAGCAACUUCCAAACGCCUAAAGGUACCACGUUCAUAUGUACAAACAAUAGUAUGCAAGUAUAAACACCAUGGGACCACGCAGCCGUCAUACCGCUCAGGAAGGAGACUCAUUCUGUCUCCUAGAGAUUAACGUACUUUGGUGCGAGAAGUGUAAUCAAUCCCAGAACAACAGCAAAGGACACUGAUGCUGGAGGAAACGGGUUCAAAAUAUCUAUAUCCACAGUAAAACGUGUCCAAUAUAACCUGAAAGGCCGCUCAGCAAGGAAGAAGCCACUGCUCCAAAACCACCAUAAAAAAGCCAGACUACGGUUUGCAACAAAAGCUCAGGACAACUGAGCUUUGGAGGAAUAUGCAGAUUUAAAGAGGAGUCCGUAAUUUGCUUUCUAAUGAUAAUGUUCUUUUCCUCAAAGAAGUUCUUGAAUGUAUCACUGCUGAAGUAAAAGCCAUCCUCUGCUUUUUAGUUAGCUUUGCGACAGUAUCAAAAAUACAUUUCGGAUUGUUCUUAUUUUCCUCAAUUAAGUUGGAAAAAAUAGGAUGAUCGAGCCGCAGUAAGGGCUCUUCGGUACUGCACGGUACUGUCUUUCCAAGCUAGUCGGACGACUUCCAGUUUGGUGUGGCGCCAUUUCCGUUCCAAUUUUCUGGAAGCUUGCUUCAGAGCUCGGGUAUUUUCUGUGUACCAGGGAGCUAGUUUCUUAUGACAAAUGUUUUUAGGGGUGCAACUGCCUCUAGGGUAUUGGGCAAGGUUAAAUUGAGUUCCUCAGCUAGGUGGUUAACUGAUUUUUGUCCUCUGACGUCCUUGGGUAGACAGAGGGAGUCUGGAAGGGCAUCAAUGAAUCUUUGGGUUAUCUGAGAAUUUAUAGCACGACUUUUGAUGCUCCUUGGUUGGGGUCUGAGCAGCUUUUUUGUUGCGAUUGCAAAAGUAAUACAACGGUGGUCCGAUAGUCCAGGAUUAUGAGGAAUAGCUAAGGGGAUAGCUGAGCUGACUACACUGACUGCUAGUGGCAGACUCCAGUAAGCUGACAGGCUGGCUAACAGCCUGCUGCCUGGCCUGCACCCUAUUUCAUUGUGGAGCUAGAGGAGUUAAAGCCCUGUCUAUGUUGGUAGAUAAGAUGAGAGCACCCCUCCAGCUAGGAUGGAGUCCGUCACUCCUCAACAGGCCAGGCUCGGUCCUGUUUGUGGGUGAGUCCCAGAAAGGGGGACAAUUAUCUACAAUUUUUAUCUUUUGGGAGGGGCAGAAAACAGUUUUCAACCAGCAAUUGAUUUGUGAGACUGCUGUAGAGCUCAUCACUCCCCCUAACUGGGAGGGGGCCAGAGACAAUUACUCGAUGCCGACACAUCUUUCUAGCUAAUUUACACGCUGAAGCUAUGUUGCGCUUGGUGACCUCUGACUGUUUCGUCCUAACAUCGUUGUUGCUGAUGUGGAUAACAAUAUCUCUAUACUCUCUACACUCGCCAGUUUUAGCUUUAGCACCAUCUUCAGAUUAGCCUUAACGUCGGUAGCCCUGCCCCCUGGUAAACAAUGUACUGUAUGAUCGCUGGAUGAUUAGUUUUAAGUCUAAUACUGCGGGUAAUGGAGUCACCAAUGACUAGGGUUUUCAAAUAUGUCAGAGCUAAUGGUGGGAGGCUUCGGCGUCUGACCCCGUACUGGGAGGAGUAGAGGCCAGGGAAGGCUUGGCUUCUGACUCCGACUCGCUGCUUAAUGGCGAGAACCGGUUGAAAGUUUCUGUCUGCUGAAUGAGUGACACCGGUUGAGCAUUCCUACAGCAUUUCCCUCCAGAAGCCAUGAGAAAGUUGUCCGGCUGCGCGGACCGUGCCAGGGGAUAUAUAUCACUAUGUGUACUUACUGGUGGCAGUAACGCUGUUUCAUCAUUUCCUACACUGAAAUUACCCUUGCCUAACGAAUGGGACAAAAUUCACCCAACUGAUUGUGGGAAGCUUGUGGAAGGCUACCAGAAACGUUUGACCCAAGUUAAACAAUUUAAAGGCAAUGCUACCAAAUACUAAUUCAGUGAAUGUAAACUUCUGGCCCAGUGGGAAUGUGAUGAAAGAAAGAAAAUCUGAAAUACAUAAUUCCCUCUGCUAUUAUUCUGACGUUUCACAUUCUUAAAAUAAAGUGGUGAUCUUAACUGACCUAAAAUGGGGUUUUUACUGGAUUAAAUGUCAGUAAUUGUGAAAAACUGAGUUUUUAAAUGUAUUUGGCUAAGGUGUAUGUAAACUUCCGACUUCAACUGUACCUGCUUUGUUUUUUAAUGUCGUUUUUUUUGUAAUUUAGAGGCAUGAAUGAUGUCUGUAUUUAUGUAUAAUAAAUAAUUAACUUUGGUAAUGUCAGUGUCCGUCAAUUUUAUAACUGAAAGCAUUUUGUUAGUCCUAACCAUACUUGUGUUUUCACCUCACCAUGAACGAAGCCUGGGAAGGAGGCUUGUCCUAACCAGACUGACUAAUUGUCAAACUAUUGAAAUCAAUUAAUUGGAUGUGCUGAUGCAAACAGAAUGAAUGCUGGGGAAUUAGUGAGUUCUCACAAACUAACAUACACAUUUUACAUUCCAAAGUUAAUUCCAGAGCUGAUACAUUUAGGACCCACUAAAUACAUCAUAUUCCAGAUUCUGUUUUACCCGUGAAUGUCAUUCUAGAAGACAAUCAUAUAUGUGUGUGUUGCAACUGUUUGACUCUAACCCAAGACUGGCAAAACAAGACAUCUCUACAUACUGUCAUUUACAUGCCAAACUGCCGUCCCACCCUUCCAUAUAAAAUGUACUUGGAAUGCUCAAUAUAGUUUAUAAAUUAUGUUUCUGGUUUAACUUGUCGAUAUUCACCAAUCUGGGUGCCAUUUGCUUGUUACCGUCGAUACUCACCAAUCUGGGUGCCAUUUGCGUGCGAAUGCUUUCGCAUUCCGGUGUGCGCUCUAUAAAAUUGUUGGGGGGCGCGGUGAGCGUGCAGACAUUGCAGAUCCUACAACCAAGAAAGCACAACAGCAUUGCAGCACCAAACUUUUACAACUCAGCAGCCACAAGACGAGGCAACGGAGAAAAUCUACCAUGUCAGGAGAAGAAAUAAUCCACACCACCUACAAGCACAUGGAAGUAACAGGGAAGAUAGCGUCAGUCAGAAAUUCCUUAUCUCGAAACCAACCAGUCAUCAUUGUCAAGGAUAAGCAAAUUAAUGAGAAAAUCAAUCAUGAAGUGACCGUCUACCACUUGAAAAGGGAUUCGAAAUCUGUUGGAUUGGCGUUCAGUUUCCGGCAUAAUGAUCAGACCGUUUUCUCUGUUGUCGACGGGGAUGAUGUGAAGCUAGAGAUGAAACCAGACGUGAAGACAGCCUGUUCAGACGAGAAUUGCCUGUUCCAGUGGCAUGAGAAGAUGGGGGAGUGGGGCAUCCUGAAAUCUGUGGCGGAACCUCAAAAGUACCUCUGUAUCGUCAACAACAAGGUCACCGUCGGCCCACUGGAAAAGAUGGUUAAAUUUCGGCUGACAUCAAAGUGAAUCAGUACAUUAGACAUCUUGACAGUUGUCUGCAUAGAUGAUAGAGGAAUUCUAAAUUCCUUUUAUUCUUUAAUUGCCAAAAUCAAUUAGCACUCAUUUCUAAUUCAUUAAUGAAUUAUAAGUUCAUUAAUUAUGCAUGAAGUAGAAUGAGACCAGUCUUAAAAGCCAAAGGUAACAGCGUUUAUUACGAGAGAGUACUGACCCAAAAUACAAAGAACAUUACAUUUUAAAGAAAGAAGACAUAAAAUGACGUCAUCAGUUUCACACCCUCUCCCAGCCUUACAAUGGCGUAGUAUUCGGUCCUGGAGAUCAUAAACUACAUUCCAACCUGUCUAAAGGAUAUACUUCUCUCCACUAAUGGAAUCCAACCAAAACAUUCUUAUCUGUUUGAAAAACUAUCUUAUCCCUCCUUCUUAAACUUUCCCAGGAGACACAGACACAUUUCAUUUCUGCUUACAUUUUCAGUAACAGUUCAACUAAAAACCCAUACUUUUCAAAUCAUAACAUAAUAGUAUUAGCAUAAAUGGUUCUAAUCAUUAAUGUAUACAUAAUUGAUCAUCUAAACUAUAUUUUCCUCUAACAAUCCUCCCUUUGAUCAAAUAUUAUACAUUCAAUUCUACAUCUAGUUUUAUUUAAUCAUAAAAAAUGAAAGUAUAAACGAACUUAACUAACCUUUUUAUAGAGGUUUAUCAGAUUAUCAUAUAAAUAGACAAAUAAUCAACAAAUCAAUUAUAAAUGUUUAUCCAACUCGUCACAUUUCAUUAAUCAAUUCUAACCUUAACUCCAACUGUUUUUAAACCUACAUCAGAAUCAUAACCCUUCCUUCCGGAUUUUCGUCACGACCUUCAUUAAAAAAACAGUUUAAUCAUGGAAACCAAUUACAAUCUAAUUCCCCUUCAUCUCAACACUAGCCUCAUCAAACAUAAAUUCCCCACAAAUGACAGAUCCGGAUUCGUCCACUUCCUCUGUAGACAUGCCUUCAGUCCUCCAUGGGUCAGAACCUGGAAUCGGCCCAUAACGCACCAUCUGUAGUGUCAUUGAUCUUUCCAGAGUCCUGGAAACAAGGCCUCGCACACAGGGAAUUAGACAACAGCCGCAUAAAAUUAAAACAGUCAUACAGGUAGAUACAGCCCAAAACACCACAUUUUUCCAUAAAUACUGUCUACCCAAUUUAGUUCAGAGAAUUAUCCACCCCAGAGUUUCUGCCAACCCGUGAGCCAGGGUGGUCAAACCAGCUGAGGCUUCGGGCACUGAUUCGUCCGGAGCUGUGCUACCUGGGAUGUAAGACACGGUCCUGAUUACCACGCCCACUUCCUCCUUUUAUCUAAUGCAAUUCUAUUCUGUCAGGUCUUCCAGCUGAUUGCUUCAGUCUGUUCUACAAACCCUUUAAUAACCCUUCUGGUAACUAUAAUUAAUCCAGUCUACAUUCUUAUUAAGAGUAGACCACUCUAAUCCUGCCAGUAUCUGAUUUCUUGCCUUGAACUCAUCCGGCACACCUCGUGGAACCCCAAUGUUAUCAAUAUAUACUCUUUCGCCAAAAGACCUAGAUGGAGCAUCUCUUCUCUCUCGUUUUGGCUAACUUCAUGUCUUGGUGUUGUAUGAGUGUAAAGGCAUUCCUAAAUGUACUAAAGCACAUAGUCCAGUCCAAUCAGUCGGCAAUACCGCACAAACUCAUUCCCCCGCACAACCACCAGAUGUCGACACUGGCCCAUUUUAUUUUAUUGAAGUCCCCAGAGUUCAACCAGCCUGUCAAUUCAGACAUGGUCUCGUCAGUGGUCAUAUUCUCUGUACCAACUUGGUUCCUGGGGAUAUAAAUAGUGCAAAUCAAUACAACUGUCAUUAUUUGGCAUUCCUGCUUUCAUGAACAGCUUUACCAUACAUGCCAUUCCCUUAGGGAAUUAAUUCCGUUCAGUGGAAAAGGGAUAGUUGUUAACUGGGGUUUAGCGUUCGCACAGGCAUAACAUUCUUCUUUAGCCACUGAUCUGGCCGUAUAUUGAAUCCAUUCCAACCAUAAGUUGGACUCCCCAAACCCAGUCUCCACUUCUAUAACUUCUUUGAGGUCUUUGGUCUGAACUAUUCGUACCUUUAUACAAUACUUCCUCUGUUCAGGAACACAGUCCAAAACGCCAACCCUUACUAUACUCCACCUGGUCCCAAAUUGAGUGUAUGGGUUUACGUAGCCAUCCCUUUCAGUGUGAGCUAUGACCUGUCCACGAUCAAUAUGGUGAUUUACACAAAUACUUCCCAUAGAGUCCCAUGGUUCUAGACUGCCAAGGGGUGAAUGACCCCAAUUGAUCUACACAAAAUUCUACUGAGAGAUCCUUGCCCAAUUCCACCCUCACUUCCUUACUAUUUUGUUUCAGUGACCUUCUGAGAAUCUUAGGUAACAUCCCAUUUCCCUCAUCUAGCACAUGAGUCAAAUUAUCCUCUUUGGCACUUUCCGGGGGAUCAUGGUGAAUCAGGAAUAUGGCCCCCGCAAUAAAACAGCUCAGGACGGUCAGUGCGCACGUGAAGCCCCACCCUCUCCCCGAGAACACAAGCCAUCACCUCACUUCUAUGAACGCUCACAGCUGGGGAAAGGUCGGGUAUAGGGAAUCUUCAGAAGGAGUUUGACCCCCAUUCCAUAUGGGUCACGGUUCCUCUCCUACUCCUGUGAUCGUCCGACAGUGCUAGUGUGACUUACCCUCUUACAAUGUGUGAUAUGUACCCAGGUAGCUCUUUCGGCUAAUCUCACAGCGAAGGCAGUCACCAGUAGUACUUGGAAUGGUCCCUCCCACCGAGGCUGCUUCCAGUUUUUUUUCUUUAGUGAUUGGAUCCAGAUCCAGUCUCCUGGUUGAAUCUCGUGUGCCACCUCCCUCUGUAGUUCUCCUGCUGGGCAUAAAACUUUUGACCAUACAGGUUUGGUUAAUAAAACAGUUUCUUAUUCGUCAAACCAAUUAACAAUUAAAAAAAAAAAAUAUUAGUUAAUUAUCCCGUAGGUCACAUCCUAUUCUAGAACACUAUUUACCCAUCCCCCUUUUGUUACCUGGCUCUGCCCAGGUAACAACCUUGCCUUAUUCUUAUACAAUGACUUAGAUAAGAUUUAGUGAAUUAUCCUUAUGUCUGAAAUUCCAUUUAGGAGUGUCCCUUUCAUUUUCCACAUGUCCAAUUCUCACUUUUGUCUCCACUCAGUAACUUAUCUACCCACUAUGUUAUCUUUGCUCGUCCUGGCCCCCCUUCUAAAGCUUCUCUGUUCUCCAACCUUCAAGGUCUCUGCAGUGCGGGGGAGGGCUCCUCUGUAUGUUUCUCAUGUUUUCCAAAUUUGAACUACAUGUCCCUUACUAUUUGGCUCCAUCCAAACCCAUGGACCCUCUUUUAGAAAAAAAAAACAUAUCUAUGAGCGGCUUUUCUCCAAAUUCCUUAAUCAAUCUAUCUUAAUCCUAACAAUAAUCCUAACUCCUCAUAGAUGUCCUAUAUUCCUGUUAAAUAUAAUACUAUUUAAAAACUUAUAAUCUAAUAAAUGCUAACCAUAUUAAAAAUCCUUCCUACACUAACAAGCCCUCUCCUUGGGGACCCUCAGUAUUCUAUCUGACAAUAACAUGGAUUUAAUGUGUUGCAAAGUGUGGAUUAAAACUUUGGUCCUGUAAAACAGAGUAAAGCAGAACACAGCAUUCUUAUUACCCAUCUGGUCCUCUCAGCUAUUCCUAUCCAGCACCAGGUGGGCACCAUGCCACCCUUCACGACAGGGAGAACAAACAUACAUGGGUCAUCCUCAGUCAGUCUUAUCCUCCCCUCAAAGCAUGCUUCACCUCAGCCUCUCCAACUGGAGCAUCAAGCAAAGGCAUCAUGCCUGAAGCCUUCACCACAUCUGUAACAGACUUCUUAAAACACGGUAUGAUGCAAGCAGCACAUCACAUCAAUAACAAAUAAUACAAGAAUUAGGAUCAGAAAUCCAGUAACCACCAUACCAGUAUACUUACCAAACCGGUCUCCCAACCAGGUGGACAGUCAGACUCCUCUACCCCCGCCAUGGUCCUCAUCUCAGCAGAUAGUGCAUCAAGCCCAUUUAAGGCCCUUAGAUAUACUACCAUCUGGACUGGUGUUAUUAGGGAUAUACGUACAACAUUGUUUACAUUUACAUUUACAUUUAAGUCAUUUAGCAGACGCUCUUAUCCAGAGCGACUUAUUGUUCACCGAACAUCUUGCAGACUCCCCCCUGACUAGCAAGAAGCAUAUUCUAAGCAAGUCUAUUCUGUAUAAGACAGCCACAAAUUGUCCCUACCAUCAAAACCAGUCUCCGUGUCUAAUUGAUCAAUAGCUGAAUAGUCUAACAUUAAUUACCUGAAUGGUAUUUUUAACACAGUGGUGGUAGAGGAGUGUGUCCGGUUCGUCUGAGACCUCUGGUUUUGGCAGUACCUUAAUAGAAAACACACCCAUCAUGUCUGUCCUCGUCCUUUGUAGUCCGAAGGUGUAAGUGCCUGCAUCAGAGAGCUUAAUAGUUUUGAUGGUUAGUAGGAUUUCAUCACCUUUACAAAGUUCAACAGUCCUCCCAGGUUUCCCCAUAUCAUGGAAAACCUAUCCACCUUUGUGGGAUCCCCCAUGCCAUAAAGAUAUCCUCUUCUCCAGUCCCAGAACUGUCCCAAGUUGGUUAUCAUGUAAUCCCCAUACGGACACCCUCCCCCAUUACACAGGUAAUGUCCCCCGUCUUUUGACACUCCUGUACACGGGUGUUAAAAUCAAAUAAAAAUACCUCAAUUCCUUCCCUGCCCUGUUGGCUCAAAAUAUGUUAUCUUCCCCUAUUUAUUCUCAAUGAUGAAUAUGACUUUCUCUCUGUUACAAUACCAACUCCCUAAUAGCCCAUCCAAAAAAAAAAAAACUUCACAGCUAAUGUUAUAAGACAGAAUCCUGAACCACUUUCUCAUUUGCGGUUCAAACAGUAAUUCUAAACCCUCAACCAAAACUGCUUCAUUUCUAAUGAAUUUACCUUAAAACUAGUAACUCAAUAUGACCCCAUUCAUUAUACAAAUGACUCUCCCCUGAGGCUGAUCAGACCUCAGAAGCCAGUCAUGAUAAGGUCAAAAGGCCAUACCAUAUUAGACAUAAAGAUCCCUUUAUCCUUACAAUAGAAAUAGUCACCUGUAUGAUUCAAACCCAUAAAAAAACAUCUCAUAAGGUUCCAUAUGUGAGCGUGCCUCUUUAAAAUCUCCUUGCACUAAAACAAAUCGUUCUAACAGUUGUUUUAUAUAUAUAUAAUUUGAAGACCUUUUUCAAUUUGGUCGUUUAAAGCUGCACUCUCCCCCAAAAUUAUAAUCCCAGGAGGCCUCUAAAAGUGAGCCACCACAUCCCUAACUAUCAUUCACUAAUGCUACCUCGAAUCAGAAACUCAAUAAGUGAACUAUAACUAAAACCUAAUGAUAAUUCCCCUUUGACUCAAAUCAAUAAUCAUAAGUUUUAAACAUCGUCUACGGAUAUGUUUACUCAAAUGACCAUGCUACCUUUAGAUACAAUUCACCCGAUAACAUUAUUAUCCAAUGCAUUACUUUUUCUCUCUGCCGCAAUGUCGUACAUUUCACAGUGUAAGGAAUCCGUAAUUUAAUCCCCGAUAUUUAAUAAAUAUGCAUUUUCAUUCCCUCAUGGCUCCUUUAAUUUACUUACUUAUGGGUAGCUUUCAUCCGUUCCGGAACAAAGAGUUCUACCUAAACCCGCCAGAACACACUGUUCAAUUAAGUUAAAUCAAACCCAAAAAUUGACUAUAACCAAUAAACAAAUAAACAAAACACUUUUAUCUCAACUUCUGAAAGGUUACUCGAAGCCUUGAUACACACACUAACAGCCAUACAGUUUGCUCCGUUAUUCCCAGUCUCUGGUGACAAAAGUGUCGCGCUAGUGACGUCAUCAUCAAGCGCUCAACCUGCCAAUUCGUAGCGACUUCAAAUGGAUUGUAAAUAAUUCUUGUUCGAUUAACCAAACCUAAUUUAUCACAUCUGUUCUAAUCCUGAAUUAUAAUUUACCACCCCAACCAACAUCUCUAAAUUCGCCAAUUUUAUAAAAGCUUUUCGAUGGGCAUAAACCAUAAUUGUCUCUUUGUUAUCAUUUAGAAUCCAUUUUGCUCUAAAUACCUGUCUCGUCUUUGACUUAGUAUUUUAAUUACAACUCUAUUCCCAAUACGUUAUUCACUUGUCUAAUUACAACUCAGACCAGCAUUAGUGAGUGCUCGCCUUAAAAAUGCCUUGUCUCUGGGAACAGGGAAAUCACCUUAACCCAAACAUUUACUCCUACAAUGACACCCAAUAAUUCUUAUGAUCCCUUCACGUCGUUCGUUUUAAAUCUCUUGAUGUAUCAUGUAACUUAUUUUUCUCUCUUCGAAUUGUCGUCCCACAAUAUUUUCCCACUGUCAUACACUCAAACCACUGUGAUUACCGUGCACUGUCCCUUUAAGAUAAGACUUUUCAUUUGUUCCCCGCAACGAGAACGGAAAUCAGAUCAUUUUUAGAAUACGUUACUUUUUGUUCAAAUUCACUGGUGUUACCUUAACCAAAAAUCAAUAAUCAGAAAAACAAUCACAACUUCUUACGAUUAAACUAUUCUUACCUAAUUUAUAGUCCAAAGCGUUGCACUAUAUAGCCCCAUUGAGUGUCUAGCAAUUCCAUUGCUUGGCUAUAGACACAAAUCUGCCCGCCUUUGUAUAAUAUAUAUUCCCUAUUCAGAUUGAGUUACCCCCAUUUAACUUUAGGUAACUCUCUCUCUUCUAUGAUACAUCUAUUUAAUUACGACUCCUAUCUCAAUACAUUAUUCCACCAGAUCAUUUUGGGCGAAAUAGCGUUUUACAUCGAAAUUGUUUCGCCGUUAUUUUUAAUGACUUCUUUUAUCAAUUCUAUCUGGAACACAUAAUAUCCGUUCAGUUAUAUCUUUUGCAAACACUGGCGACCGUAUUUUUCAGGCAAAACAUGCAAAUAGGUCAAUUACGAUCUAAAAGCCACUAUACUACCAGCGCUCUGAAUUUGACCGAGACUCUCUGCAAAUAUACCCAUUUUUACAGUUAUCUGAAGUUGUUACUCCGACAUCUAGACAACAGAAAAUAACCCAAAUUUAAACGCCCAAAGUUUUCCCUCAGUUCCCUUUCUUUACUCGAUUGUCGCCUCUGACUUCCCCACAGUUAAAUUACAAAAUGUUGACGAUUUUUUCGUGGGGUGCUACACUCCCGGGCGAAAUGUCCAAUUUUGUUACAAUUAAAACAUCUUGUAUUUUUCUUUUGACUCACCUUGUUCAUUUUUCUCGACUUGGGUUGCUCCAGCAGCCGUAUUCUUAUAAACACAAAUUCGUCGACUGGAUUAUCUCCGCAUUGUUGGUAUAAUCGAGGAAGAUAUAGUUUGUUACCCUCACGCCCACCCAAUUGGUUAACUUCUCUAUCUGCGGGAACAGUGGGUAGUGUCUCUCGAACCUUGUUAAAUUUAAUCUCUUUUUCGGCGCGUCCCAUUCUCUUUUUUGCUUCCGAAAGCCAAACUCCGGCUGUGUAUAACCCUUGUUUAUCCUGCUUUUUCACAUUAUUACCACAUUCCUUAUGUAUUUGUUUUAUAAGCGAUUCCAGCUUUUCUACAUUUAGGCGGCCAUCAAAAUCGUAUUUUUUUCUCCAUCUUAGACCGAAAUCGAUGUUUCUCCUGUCUCUCUGUUCCAUGUAUCGCUCGUCUCCCGUUAGUUCCGGAGCUUUCUUUGAAGCCUUUCUAUAUAAUUUUAAAUUCUAUGUGCGUGCAGUUCUAUAAAUUUGUAAUUUACCGUUACUUAGUUACUUCUAGUUACUAUUCUGCUAGCCUAUGUGUGUGUCCCUUUAAAAAUAAUCAGUGUGUAUUUUCCAUCUCGGUCGGGUGCGUUUCUCAUGAUUUAAGUCUAGCUCUUUUAUGGAAAUCUUACCAAUAGCUUUGACUUUUGAAUCAGACUUUUAGGUCUAACCUAACAACUAUAAGCCCAGGGUUUGUAAGGCCCAAGUUAAAAUCUUAUUUUCCGGUUGUGUCAGUAAAGAACUCUAAUAAUCGUUAUCUCACGCCGCUAAUUGUUAGAUUUCCCUCUCGCAUUAGAUUUAAGUUACACUCUCCUCCUUAUUCGGCUAAACAAUCCUUCCUUUUCUGUCUUAAUCUCUCAUGAUUAAGUUUAGCUCUUUUAUGGAAAUCUUACCAAUAGUUUUGACUUUUGAAUCAGACUUUUAGGUCUAACCUAACAACUAUAAGCCCAGGGUUUGUAAGGCCCUAGUUAAAAUCUUACUUUCUGGUUGUGUCAGUAAAGAACUCUAAUAAUUGUUAUCUCACGCCGCUAAUUGUUAGAUUUCCCUCUCGCCUGGAACUGUCAUGUCUAAAGAAUGGCUUUUAUCUCAUUUCUUUAGAUUUAAGUUUCCCUCUCCUCCUCAUUUGGAUAUUUUCCGUAGUAUUAGUUGAAUCGGGACGGUGAUCAAUACUGCCACUAUUCACAUGACCAAUCCAGUUAUCUUGCGCUUGCCAUCUCUCUACGCCCAGUAUUUGUACAAGAUCCCGUCCUAUCUCCCAGUACCUAUUUAAUAUCCCUUCUUAAUCUCGGGCUGGUGUGCCACUCAUGACUAAGUUUUAGUUUAUUUUCGGUAGUGCACAUUACCACAGGUUAUUUUCGAACCUGCUUCCGUGUAUAUCGGUUCUACAAAACCCAUUGUAUGAUGAUCAUACACCCCUGUGGGGAUAGCAAAGUUCCCACUAUUGAAAGAACUCAAAUCCCCCCAAAAUCAAGAAUAAAGGCUACUUUACCUGGCUGCCGGCUGGGAAAAGCACUGUUCGUUUGAAUCUAGUCACUCUCUCUGUCCUCUGUGAUAAUACGCAGGCCUGUUUAAAUUUUUACCUCAAUUCAGAGGUCAGGUCUUUAGUAAAACGAGUCAAAAAACUUGUCCGUGCACGAUUUCCAGCGUAUUAUCCCAAGGCACAGUGAGAGUUAUUUAGAUCCGGCAUUCGAAGGACCAAAUUGAUAGAGGAAUUCUAAAUUCCUUUUAUUCUUUAAUUGCCAAAAUCAAUUAGCACUCAUUUCUAAUUCAUUAAUGAAUUAUAAGUUCAUUAAUUAUGCAUGAAGUAGAAUGAGACCAGUCUUAAAAGCCAAAGGUAACAGCGUUUAUUACGAGAGAGUACUGACCCAAAAUACAAAGAACAUUACAUUUUAAAGAAAGAAGACAUAAAAUGACGUCAUCAGUUUCACACCCUCUCCCAGCCUUACAAUGGCGUAGUAUUCGGUCCUGGAGAUAGUUUCACUCCCCUCAUAAACUACAUUCCAACCUGUCUAAAGGAUAUACUUCUCUCCACUAAUGGAAUCCAACCAAAACAUUCUUAUCUGUUUGAAAAACUAUCUUAUCCCUCCUUCUUAAACUUUCCCAGGAGACACAGACACAAUUCAUUUCUGCUUACAUUUUCAGUAACAGUUCAACUAAAAACCCAUACUUUUCAAAUCAUAACAUAAUAGUAUUAGCAUAAAUGGUUCUAAUCAUUAAUGAAUACAUAAUUGAUCAUCUAAACUAUAAUUUCCUCUAACAAUAGAUAACCGGCUUGUCGCCUUCCGGGGUCAGAAGAAUACUUGUCUUAGUGAAUUAUCCCUUUUAAAUAGGAUGAUAAGCAUCUUUGAUUAUUACAGGCCACUAUUAUAUCUAUGCUUACGUGUAUUUUAGUCGAGCAAAACCGGUUGUGGAAGGUACUACCCUGCUUACAGACACCUGCACACUCAACAUCAAGAUUCAGUACAUAGAGUUUGUCUCAGAAUUUAAUUCUAAAUACAAGUUGAAUUACUUUGUAAAAGGAAUCAUGGGAGAGAGAGAAACACUGUAUAUAGACAUAAUUACAUUUGAAAUGCUUUAAUUAUUUUGGAAAUUUCAGUGUAAAUUUGUUUUUAACUUUUGAUAUUGAUUUCCCUUCCUUUGGCAAUGUGAACAUAUGUUUCCAAGGGGGUGGGAGGGAGAGACUUUUAUUAAAGAAUGUGAAACAAUA